This is a messenger RNA of Clupea harengus (Atlantic herring), 2591 nucleotides long. It is a transcript of the gene nek2, whose product is annotated as NIMA-related kinase 2. Gene Ontology annotation, molecular function: protein kinase activity; ATP binding. The record is from RefSeq and is a predicted model, not a curated record. NCBI's taxonomy places the organism in Eukaryota, Metazoa, Chordata, Actinopteri, Clupeiformes, Clupeidae. Gene Ontology annotation, biological process: protein phosphorylation.
GCGUCCCUGUUUUCUAGCGACUUGGAUUAACUGCCACGUUGUCAAAACAAUGUACAGAACUGCUUCAAUCACAAAAGUCAAGUAGUUUAAGGGAGACUACUAUCUGCAAACGAAACUGGUUAAUUUUGCUCAGAGAGUAAUAGAAUUUUGGACAUUUCAGUCAGCCAGUUAACCCCGAUUAAGGCCAGUAAACAAAGAUGCCGUCCCGAGUUGAAGAUUAUGAUGUACUGUACACAAUAGGAUCUGGAUCAUAUGGAAAAUGUCAGAAAAUACGGAGAAAAUCUGAUGGAAAGAUUCUCGUUUGGAAAGAACUGGACUAUGGCACCAUGGCGGAAGCUGAAAAACAAAUGCUGGUAUCGGAAGUGAACCUUUUGAGGGAGCUGAAGCACCCCAAUAUUGUUCGCUACUACGACCGAAUCAUAGACCGCACCAACACAACGCUGUACAUAGUCAUGGAAUACUGCGAGGGAGGAGAUCUCUCUAGUCUAAUCACCAAGUGCAUCAAGGAGAGACGGUACCUAGAGGAGGAGCAUAUCUUGCGGGUGUUGGCACAGCUUUCCCUGGCUCUCAAAGAGUGCCAUCGGCGGAACGAUGGGGGCUGCACAGUUCUGCACCGCGACCUUAAACCAGCCAACAUUUUCCUGGAUGCCAAGCAGAAUGUCAAACUCGGAGACUUUGGCCUGGCACGAAUCCUCAACCAUGACACCAGCUUUGCCAGGACAUUUGUGGGCACGCCGUAUUAUAUGUCGCCGGAACAAAUGAACCGGAUGUCGUACAAUGAGAAAUCAGAUAUCUGGUCUAUAGGCUGCCUGGUGUAUGAGCUUUGUGCCCUAUCUCCCCCUUUUACAGCGUACAACCAGAAGGACCUGGCAGAGAAGAUCCGGGAGGGCAAAUUCAGGCGGAUCCCAUACCGAUAUUCAGAGGAGCUUAACACGUUACUGUCAAGGAUGCUCAAUUUGAAGGACUACCUGAGGCCCUCGGUGGAAUCCAUCUUGCAGAGCAGCUUGAUUUCAGAGAUGGUUGCCGAGGAGCAGAGGAGGGCACAAGCUAGGAAUCGGCGGCGUUCCACAGUGGGUCAGGCCGACCCCGUCCGGCCCAAGACUCCCGCAGACCCUGAGCACGGCACUGCGGGAGCAGGAGGAGCGGCAGGGACGGGCACCGCCUCGGAGUUGCGUCUGAAGGAGCAGGUGCUCCGAGAGCGCGAGGCGGCCAUCAAGCAGCGUGAGGAGAGACUGGAGAAAAGGGAGCAAGAACUGUGUGUUCGUGAGCGGCUUUGUAGCGAGAAGAUGGCCAGGGCGGAAAACCUACUGAGGACCUACAACCUCCAGAAACAGCAGAGGGCGCCUUCUCCCAUCUCCAGAUCUCCAGAUGGAGAGGAUGAAAAUGUCUCUCCAGGAAGAAAGAAGGUUCACUUUGCUGGAGACAGCAAGGAGAACCAGCUUCCAGCAAAAGCUCCAGCAGCGAGGGAGAAACCUCAGGAUGUAGCCCUCAGAAAGCGGCUGCAGGCAGCCAACAUACGUGCCCAGGCCCUGGGUGAGGUGGAGAGAACCCUCCAGCUCAAGAGCCGGCAGAUCCUGGGCAUCCGCUAGCGAAUGUCAUCCCAAAACCCAAAGACGACUUUUCAGUGCUCUCCUGGCUUUUUUUCCCGUUAUGGGUGGGCUGGGUGUGGUAAGGUUGUCAGGGUAGCCUGGCAGGCCUGUAAGACUAUCAUCAUUAACACACCCAGUUUCCUUCAUUGUAUUGAUUAUUUCCCACCCAACCUCAAAUUCUUAAGCGACAUGGCUAAUCUUGAGAAGAUUAUUGCUAUUACAAAGCAGAGUGGUUAAAGGGAAAGGAAAUGGCCAUUUAGAGGGUGCUGGCAGGCUAUCAGUUUGAUACUUUGCCUCAAUACAAAGUGUGUCCCAGAAUUAUGGGAAAGGGAUUUGGACUGUGUGUUUUAUCCUGAAUGUAGCUCUAAAUGAUUUGUACCAUAAUAUAUAUUGUAGGUGUUUACAAUGUUUUGCCUUUAUUGAUAUUUCAGUUCAGUAAGUUGGUAAGUGUAUCAUUUUGCACUGUUCUCUUCUCUCCAUAUUGAUGUAAUGUACAUAGCAAGUUCUGUGCACUAUUUAUAUGUUCAUUGACUGAGAAGUGUGUGUGUGAAUUAGCUGCUUAGGGCAUUUUUAAACUGCGUGUGAGUGAUUUAUGAGUGUUUAAAUGGGUGCCAAUCCAAACUACUGAGUCCUGAAGUUCUUUGUUUAAAAUGAAAAGCUUGAUUGCAUUUGUAAAGGGAAGUCUUAAUAUGUUCCAUUACUCCCACUUGGCAGUUUUGGCGUUUCUUUGUUCCCUUCUCUUUCUAAACCAAAUGUUUUCACGCAGGUGUGUUUGUUGUGUUAUCCUUGACUUUCACUUCUGUCAUUUCCAUCAUGUGGCAAAUCAUUUCAGUUCUUGAAUCUUUCUUUGUGCCAUCUACACAUGAAAACUUGCUAACACUUUACAGUGUUGGUAAUUCAUUAGGAGAUGAGGUUUUUACAUCAUCAGACUUGAUUGGGUAAUCCUGCAGUGUUUUUUGGGUUGUUCAUAUCUCCUAAUAAAAGGCAGCUAUAGAGACCGAA